GAGCAUCAUCAUCAUCAUAGUGUCAAACGGUCAAUGAUGGAUUCUUCAGUCAGAGGGCUCUUAUGGUUCAUACUCAUCCUCUGUACUCUGCCGCACCUCACCUGCAACAUGGUCUGCCCAAACAGCUGCCUGUGCAACUUUAAUGGCGCCGUCAUGUGUGUUGGCUACGCCCUCACAGAUAUACCAAAGCAGCUGCCUUCCCACACAUACAUGCUGUUCCUAAAUGACACAAACAUGAAUGUCAUAAAUGAGCAGAGCCUGGCAAACCAGGACCUCCUGUUGCGCUUCAGUUUGACUCACAGCCAUCUACACACCAUCCAUCCCCAGGCCUUCCACGUCGCUCCACAGCUCAAGUCCGUCAAGCUGUCAUCCAACGAUCUCUCUACACUUCCUGCUCGAGUGUUCAGUCCUCUGACCGCUCUGGAACAGCUGUAUAUUGAUGAAAACCAGUUGGAGACCAUUGCUCCAGAAAUAUUUGACGGACUUGUUGGGUUACAGCAUCUGGACCUGAGACACAACAAACUGACUAGUCCUGCUUCAGAUGUUUUUGAUGGACUGACCAACCUCACCUUACUGAACCUUGGCAAGAACUCCAUAAAGUACCUUCCACCUAUCAUCUUUCACUCCUUACCCAAACUCCGUAGCCUCUCGAUCUAUAAAAACGAGCUUGAGGUGCUAGAAGAUGGGAUAUUUGAUGAACUUGUCAACCUUGAGGAGCUUAAACUCCACCACAACCAGAUAGCCAGCCUCCCACCUCAGGUUUUCUGGUCACUGAGGAACCUGAAGACCCUCACCUUGUCCUCCAACCGAUUUCAGACUAUCCCGGAAAAAAGCUUUUAUAACAUGCCCAUGCUGAGCCAUCUUACCAUUUACAACAACCCGCUGCUAUCUUUACCAGACGAGCUGAUGGGUCACAUGCCUGAGAUGAAAGAAUUUUAUCUAUAUAAUACUAAUCUCACUACCGUUCCUGGAAACUUAUUCGCUAAUAUGUCUGGGCUGCUGAGGCUUAAUUUCCAUUUAAAUUACAAACUGAGGGAGUUGCCUUCAGACCUUUUUUGCUGUCUUCCUGUCCUUCAGAAACUCUCGCUGAAAUCCAACAACCUCCAUCAUCUACAUCCUCAGCUCUUCUCCAGACUAACCAAACUGGGCCUGUUGUUUCUAAAUGACAAUAAGAUUCAGAAUAUACCAGAAAACAUUUUUCAGGGCCUUGGAGAGCUUUUGACCAUCGAUUUGAAGAAGAACCACCUCAAAAAUCUUCCAGGACAUAUUUUCUUACCAAAUACAGCUUUGAGGUCUCUUACACUGAGUGACAACCCCUGGGAUUGUACUUGUGGUAUCCGAGGUAUUGCAAGAUGGAUAAGACAUAAUCAACAUGUGGUCAUAGACAAAGAGGAUGUGAUGUGUCAAAGUCCAAUGUACCAACUGCUCCGUACGAUUGUCUCUCUGCGUGAUGAGGACUUCAACUUCUGUGAUACUACAACAGUCCCAAGUUUUCCUACACUGAACGAGUUGCAUGAGCCAGCACAACCAUUCCACACCAUUUCAACAAUUGGACAAAAAACAGCUUCAACAACCACACUACCUGGAGCAACAUCAGCCACCACUGAAGGAGCUACCCAACAAGCCACCAUCCCAGCAACCACCAAACCUGCAGAUUCAACCACCUCAGAAGCCACAACACACUCAACAUCCCUCCACACCGUAAGCACCACUCUACCUAGUGAAGAGUUUCUUCUCAUUUCUGAGACUGACUCAAUUUAUCCUAAGUCAGCUCCUUUCUAUGACAUACUGGUGGUUGAACAGGGGCCAGAGUUUGUUCACCACAACUUUCACAGGGGCUGGGUGUAUGUGUGGUUUCUGCCCUCAGAUACAACCUUGGCUGGCUCCUACAUGUUUUGUCAUAUCCUUCUUGUGGCUGCAGGCUUGUUCCUCAUUCUUGCUGCCAUGUAUAGUAUCUAUCGCCUCGGCAAGACCAUGGAUAAGCUGAAGGCUCAGCGCACACAUAAUGAAGGGGAAAAAAUGGACCUGCCACUGACCCUUCCUGUGGUCCUACUUCUCUGCGCCCUUAAUGCUGUUGUUUGGGCAUGUCCGGAUCAGUGCAAAUGUCAAGGAACCAAGAUCCUCUGCAGUGGCCUCUCUGACUUCCCCACAGCUGUUCCCUCAUCUACCACUGCCCUCUACUUCUCCAACUGCAGUAUCUACUCUCUGAAGCCAGAAGACCUGACUGAUUUCUCUAAUGCCCUUGGCAUCUUUGUGAUUAAAGACACUGUUCUGAGAGAAGUGCGCCCUGGCACACUCGAUUCCACCCUGAAUAUGGGUGCUCUAGGGUUUAGUGGCACUGAACUGCAAGAUCUUCCUGAGGCUUUGUUUCAAAAUCUUCAGAAGCUUGAGUCUCUGAAUCUGAAGAGCAACAGACUUCUGGUACUACGCCCUAAGUGGUUUUCCACACUGACAUAUCUGAAAGCUCUUGACCUUAGUAAGAACCUUUUCACCUCUGUACCUGUGGAAACCUUUCACCCUCUUACCGAGUUAAAUUACCUUUUUCUUUCCGGAAACAACAUCAGUCAACUGUCUAGAGAGACAUUCAAGGGUCUUUCUAACCUUAAAACCUUGCGACUUAGUAAAAAUUCGCUGCGGGAACUUCCUAUGGGCAGUCUGGAUGACCUUGGAAACCUGGAGGAACUAUCUCUAAAUGACAAUCUAAUCACUCAGCUCCACCAUGACCUGUUCUCUAAGACUCCAAAGCUUGAGAAGCUGUUCCUCUCUCAUAACAGGCUUACAUCUCUUACACAAGGGAUCUUCUUAAACCUGCCACUCCUUUCCCAAAUCUCACUGUAUGAAAACCAGCUGGAGAGUCUGGGUCCAGGGGUGUUUGGGCCCAUGGCCGUGCAGGAGUUGUGGCUGUAUGACAACAAGCUGAGCCGUGUGGAGGAUGACACAUUCAAAAAUCUAACUCAGUUGCAUCUCCUGGUGCUCAGUCGCAACCAGAUCAGCUAUGUUUCUGCUGGGGCCUUUAGAGGGUUGGAGCAGCUGGGAGAGGUAUCACUUCACACCAAUCAGCUCACAACCCUGCAAGCUGGGACUUUCCAAGGUCUGCCCAGUCUGGUCAACAUUUCCUUGGAGCACAACUUCAUCAGCUCCCUUCCUCUGGGUUUUCUGCAGGGUCUGAACCACCUAGGACAGAUAGACUUGAGAAACAAUUCCCUUCCCAACCUGCCACAGGAAAUUCUAGAUGCGCUCACCGUGGCAGACGAAGUACUCCUGCAGCAGAACCCCUGGAGGUGUGACAAGGACAUUGUGCCCCUUAGGGAUUGGCUGAUACGGCAUCCAUCCAAGGCCAACCAAACCCUUGUGGUGUGUGAAGUACCUUUCAGUAUGAAUGGUGAGAUGAUUGCAGUGAUGACAAAUGAGAACCUGAUGCCUCUCAGCUCUACCAAAGAGCCUGUGUUGACCUCAACGGAGAAGAGGAGGAAACCCAAUACCCCUCCAACCAGACGAAGCACUUCCUCACCUGCUGUCAAGGCCACACCCACCGCAGAGCAUGAAGAGGUCACCAGCAGCGGACAAGGGGAAAAGGGAACGGUUUCUAAUGAUACUUUGAUCAUCCUCAUCAUCAUCGCAGUGGUGUCCACUGUCAUCAUCAGCACUGUCAUCAUCAGCUGUGUGUGCUGGAGGAGGAACAAGAGGGGCCGGGGAAAUAUAGGCCGCAGAAAUAAGAACUCUGUGCUGUAGACUAAAACACCCAACAUCAGUAACCCAAGAACUUUUAAAGCCAAGGGAAACUGCUCGCUGAUUAGUGUGGUUUACUUGGAAAAACUGGAGCAUAGAGUUGAUUUUAGAGUCUCAACGGCAUAGAAAGAACCUCUUCAACUCCUUCUUCUUCAGCUAGAACAAAUAAGUAAACAGAUUUUCUUUUGAAUUCAUUAGCAUUCAGUUUUUACUUAUCAAAUUUACCAACCAGGAAUGUGUGCUGUAAAAAGAGACACUCUUACACACUAACUGUAAAAACACCCACCUUGCAAUUAUGUGGGACACUGGGACAUUUUGAUGAAUGUAAACCCAAAUGCACUGAAACAGUGUACUUCUUUCAGUGAAAUUUAGACUGCACCCAGUAUUCUGUUCGAUGGUUUCUCAUUUUUCAGGAUUAAUUGUUGCAGUUUGACAAUGAUUUUUUGUGCUAACAACAACACAUUUAGAACAGUUUUACUUUUUCUGCAAAAGGACUAUCCAUACAAAAUCAAAGACAUAAUUCUUACUCCACUGUAACACAAUUCAAUGCAAAAUGUUUCUCUACAUUGAAUAAAUGCACUGCUUUUAGUGGGAGCAA
Molecule: messenger RNA, 4327 nt
Organism: Seriola dumerili (greater amberjack)
Lineage: Eukaryota; Metazoa; Chordata; Actinopteri; Carangiformes; Carangidae
Exons: 3
Coding region: 34-3732 (1232 amino acids)
Cellular component (GO): extracellular matrix
Molecular function (GO): protein binding
Source: RefSeq, a predicted model, not a curated record